UUUCUUUGUCUCUUCAGGAUUUAAUUCCUGGGCUUUUCCCAUCCCUUCUUGGCUGACUUCCAUGGGAAUAUAUCUCUGAGAAUUAAGAUUGAUUUUGUGUCACUUAUUUAUCCUACUUACAAUUAAUUGAUAAUAUCUUUCAGCUGUUGAAGUCAUGGCUCUUUUUCUCAGAACUUAUUUCAGAGAUUUAGCUGGGCUGUAAUGGGUUAAAGCUUAGAAACCUAGCUCUCCUGUUAAUCACGGAGCUAAUCUUGCCUCUAGGAAUUUAAUUGACUUUGGAGGAUGUGGUUUAAGGUGACCAAGUGGGGUCUAACAUCUUUCUAUCACCAAGCUUGUUUCAAGAAUGCCCUAUCUGGGGGGCAGCUGGGUGGCUCAGUGGCUUGAGAAUCAGGCCCAGAGAUGGGAGGUCCUGGGUUCAAACCUGUCCUCAGACACUUUCUAGCCACGUGACCCUGGGCAAGUCACUUGAGCCCCAUUGCCUCGUCCUUACCAUUCAUUCUUCUGCCUUAGAACCAAUACAUAGUGUUGGUUCUGUUCAUCUCAGAAUUGAUCCAAAAUGCAAGGAAGGUUCCACACCAGCAAUGUAACAAGAAGAGGAACUUUAUUGCUGGCUCAAGCUAGGAUCCAGGACCAGGAGUACAAGUCUGGACCUCGCCCAGGGGUUAGUUCAGGGUUUAUAUCCUGUUCAUAGGGUUUGGCUUUGCAGUUGCAGCUGUUGGCACAUGAUAAGCAUCGGGAGCAGCCUUGUGGUUUAUGGGGUCCAACAGUUCUGAGACAGAAGGUAAGGGUUUUAAAAAGAACCAAAAAAAUGUCCUGUCUGCUAUCCAAAGUUUGGGCUGCUAUUGAGGGAGGCCUGAGCAGGAAACUGCCUGGUCUUGGAAGUUCAGAACCAUAAAAAUGUCAAGAUCCCAGCAGCAGUAGGUACCAGAUAAGAACUUAGAAGCCAAGCAGACCCCAGCAACAUAAAAAUGUCGAAGUUCCAAGAAUACUAUGUAACAGAUAAGGGCUGAGGGCUGAGGGGACCUGUACAUGCCAGCAACAUUCCAACAGUGCCAUGUAACAGAUGUAUGGGGGGCCAUACAUGCUGGAGAGUAUAUAAGUCCCAGCAUUCAGGAGGAAAGACAAAUAAAGGGGAUCUAGAGGGGGAUAACAUAUUUCUAAGAAUCAUUUAUCAUAUUAAAGUCAUGGCAUGCUUUUGUGUUUUUUGAGAAAACUUAAAGCACACACACACACACACAAGCCUGACCUUCCAUGUUAUCAUCAGUAUUGUGUAUUGGCUCCAAAGUAGAAGAAUGGUAAUGUGGGAGAAACACACCAAAGUUUGUAGUUGGGUCUCACCUCAAGAAUGAGACCCUCGAACUCUGUUCAAUCCAGAAAUAAGGAAAGAAUUUUAUUUAAAGAAGUGGUUUAUGGUGGUGUGUCAUGGCCCAUCUUCACCCCUGCCACCUUAUCCCAUAUGGGGGGAAAAAGUAUUUGCUUUGGGCUUCUGAACAGACAGGUAGAUGAAGGGAAAAAAUGUCUUCAGCAUGGUGGGGAAGGAGAAGGGAGCAGCUCCCUGUAAUCCCUCUGCCUUUGUAGUAACAAACUCUAGUGGGCAAUGGCUAGCAUGCCCACAGAGAGUUUUCUGUGUGUCCUUUUGGCAUGUGUGUCAUAGGUUCACCAUCACAGAUCUAAGGGCUAGUCAGGUAGCCUCAGGGCUGACAGAGAAGUCCAGGAGCUAGUAAAGCAACCUCUUUGGAGGUGAUAGUAUGGAGUAGUAGCUCCCCUGUAAAGUGGCAGCUUCAAUGCCCUGUGGUUCAGGGUCAGCAUAUUUAUUGGAGUCUGGGAGCUUGUCAUCUUCUAUUCCAAAUUCAGGUGGAGGUAUGUUUUGUGGUUUGUUGCCAUAGGGAAUAAGUAACAUGUGCAAGUUUGGGGGAUUUUUCUUGAAUACCAGAGUCCCCAAUGCACGGGUUCCAUAUUCCCCCAUUGUCAUCAUUUUUCAAUGGGAGAGAAGUCUUGCUGCCCUUCUGCAAUGAGAACAUGGUGGGGGAAUGUGGUACACUGGAGGGCCAUUAUGGGCAACUAAUUAUAUCUUAUAGUUCUAAAUACAAUAAUAGUAAUUAAUAAAGCAGACUAGGCAUAAAGCCGAAGACCAGUAUAGAAUAUUAUAAAUCCAGGAAAGAGAAUGGGUAAUUGAUCAAUCUACAAUUUAUGCUUGACUAAUGCUGAAACUACAGGCUUUGCCUAUGAUGUUUGACCAGUACUAAUGAGAGUGAAAUGCAAGGUUUCAGAGUAUGAAGGUCCCUUUCCUAUUACUGCCCCUCACUGCCUGCUGACAGCCAAUAAAGGUUAAGUGAUUUGCCCAGCCACAUAGCUAGGAAGUGUCUGAAGACAAAUUUGAACCCAUGAACUCUUGUCUCUGAGCUUGGCUUUCAAUCCACUGAGCCAUCUAGCUGCCCCACUUGAUAAACCUUUUAACAGAUGAAUGUUCCACAAUUCUUUUAAAAAAAAAAACCUUUUCUUGACCCAGGGAAAGAGCAAAGAAAUACAGACAUGAUCAUUUAAGAGGAAAGUAAACCUGUGUAUUCUAUAAUUUCCACUUUUGUGGUAGUUAUGCUUCAUAACUACAAAAGAAUGUCGUUUUCCUAAAGACUGACAUUUUUCAUUCAUUUCCUACUUGUCUUGUUGAAAACAAAAAUUCAUGGCAAAAUGAUGAGAUGAUAUAAAACACACUUAAUAUGAUACAUUUUAUAAACUUGACUACCUUUUAAUUUGCAUGAAGCUGUUUUCUUCUCAAGGAAUAGACUUUUCACAUGCAAUAAAUCCUAGAGAUCCUUCGGUUUUCAAAUUUGUUUGAAGGGGGCCAGUGACAUCAUUGGGUGCUGUGUGAAUUGAUUUAAGUCAAGCAGGGUUGCACAAAGUUGUCAGUCUCUCUCUGUCUUCCAGAGUCAUCACAGUCCCUUGGCUUUGUCAAGAAGACAAGUCAGGAAGACUGCUGAUGGCUUUGGAUGAAGUGGGUGGCCCUGAGGGCUUCAGUGUCUGACCAAGCUCUAAACACUCCAGAACACCUGGAACAAAUUGUCCUCCCCUGCCCAUUCCACACUGCGACGUCUUCACAUGCUGGCAGACUCUCCCAGUCACUGAAGGGUUGAAGACCUGUCAGUUAUCCUCCACCUGGCCAGAGCAGCCAGUUUACUGGGAUGAGGCCAACGCUCUUGGCAUAGCUUCCAGCCACAGAUAAGAGAUAAGUGAAAGGAGACCCGAAAGGUGGAUGGGCACAUGGGGGCGACUGUUGCUAGCCAGAGCCCCAGGCUUAUCUCGAAAAUACCGCCGCCUCCAGACUACAAUUCCCAGAGGGCCAUGCGAGCUGAGGUAGUCUCCAAAUUCUUGAGAGUCAGAGAAGAUUAUUUCCGUAUAUGUCGCUCCCACCAGCCCUCUCUCCAACUCUUUCUUACUCUAUCAAAACCGUUUCCCCUUCCCUGUCUUGAGCUGACCCGGGUUGGGGUGGAUGUGAGCCCAAAAGCGGCAGGCGGAAGUUUUGUGGAGCUCUUUCUCCACAAAAGGUUGGGGAAACGGAGGGAAGGAGCGGGCGCCUCUAGCCGAAUGGAACCCUAAAGAGACUUACUUUGGUUCGAUUACAAUGCACGAGCAGAUAUUGAGUUCCUGGAGGCGGGUUGUAAUGUGAGCGGAGCCAAUUUCCGACCCCGCCUCCGACCUGCCCUUCCCAGGUGAUCUCUGGGCUGGUCCUGAUCCUCCACUUCAGAGACCUUCCACCUGUGGCAAGUCUGAGAUAGUGAAUUUCUGGCUUUUGCCUGUAUCUGCCCAAGUCUCCAUACUUUCCUGGGCUUCAUCUCUUCCUCCUGGCAUCCCCCUCUUCUCCCGCAUCCCUCCACCUUCUCUGCUGUUAUCAGAGCCUCCCCCUCCUGAAGGCACCAGCCCGCUUCGGUUCUCCUGUUUUAUCCCUGAAGAGAUUCUGUCCUGGAGACAGUCACCUCCCGGAGAGCAAGCGCUGUUUCCUUCUGGUCCUUCCCCAGCCUCCUCCCUGGGGCGCCCCUCAGAGGAGAAGCGGAAAUCUGUGUCCUGUGUCGAGGAGAGACCAGCAGCCCGAGCCCUGCUUCUCAUCGUGCUCAUUUCCUCCCCAGCCUACUGCUGUAACCACUGCUCGCCCCGAGGAGGAGGGGAUGACCUCUGCGCCCUUGCAAGCCAGGCCCUGCCGGGUCUCAAUGACAUUCAAGGAUGUGGCUGUGGAAUUCACGUCAGAGGAGUGGGGAUGUUUGAAGCCGUUUCAGAAACAGUUGUACAGGGAUGUUAUGCUGGAGAACUAUAGGAACUUGGUCUCCUUGGGAUUUAUAGUUUCCAAACCAGAUGUGAUCUGCCGAUUAGAAAGGAAGAAAGCAUCUUGGAUGCCAGAAGCAAAUGUUCCAAGAAGCAGCUCUGCAAAGAUCAAAGGACUAAUUGAAGAUAAUCUUUAUGAAUGUAGUGAAUGUGGGAAGGCCUUCAGAAAAAAGAGAGAACUCACUGUGCAUAAAAAAAUUCAUGCUGGAAAAUGUCUUUAUGAAUGUAAGGAGUGUAAGAAGACUUAUCACUUCAUCUCAGCUCUCAAGCGACAUCAAAAUAUUCAUACUAAAGAGAAACCUUAUGAAUGUAGUAAAUGUGGGAAGGCCUUUGGGGUGGAGUCAUAUCUUAUUAAGCACUGGAGAAUUCAUACUAGAGAGAAAAAUUAUGAAUGUAAAGAAUGUGGAAUAGUCUUCCCAAAUAAGACACGGUUUACUUUGCAUCAAAGAAUUCAUGAUGGAAAGAUUGUUCAUAAAUGUAAGGUGUGUAAGAUGACUUUCCUCUAUAUCUCAGAUCUCAAGCGCCAUCAAAAUAUUCAUACUGGAGAGAAACCUUAUGAAUGUAGUAAAUGUGGAAAGGCUUUUAGGGUAAAGGGACAUCUGACUGAGCAUCAGUGGGUUCAUACUGAAAAGAAACCUCAAAAAUGUGGAGAGUGUGGGAAGGAAUUCAGGAAUAGGGCUUACUUUAUUGCACAUCAGAAAAUCCAUGCCAGGGAAAAUCUCAAUUAAUAUAGUGAAUUUGGGAAGGGCUUUGGGAGAAUAUCAUAUCUUACCAAACAUCAUAGAAUUCAUACUGGAGAGAGGCCUUAUUAAUGUACUGAAUGUGGGGAGACCUUCAUAUUUAAGAUACAUCUCUUUUUUUAAACAUUUUAAAAUUUAUUUUUAAUUAAAUUUGAUUUUAAAAUAUUUUUCCAUGUUUACAUAAUUCAUUUACUUUUGUAAGAAUUUAAAAUUUAGGAUUUAUGCUAAUAUGAAAUUGUAGCAGUCCACCUCUAGCUAUGGGUAAGGGAAACAGUAUGUACAGAUUGUCUUAGAAGAGAGCAUGCUCAGUCUUGAGCAUGCUCAGUCUUGCGCUUGGCUAGGAAAGCCUCUGACUCUUGACCCCAGCUUCCCCGAGGUUAGGCGGGAAAACAGGUUUCUUUGUGCUCACCUGGCUAAGAGAAACCACACCUAUACCUUGUCGUCAACCAAUGAUAAUCAUCCCUAUGUAUCGUGUAUAUUUACAUAUCAAAGACAUUAAAAGCAGCCACAGCAAUCUCAGCCCUCUCUCUUCCCUCUCUUCCUCUUGGAUCUCAGAUCCCACUGAUGUCUGUCCUUGCUGGAGCUUGGCCUCUGGCCAAGCUCCAUCUUUAAUUCCAUUCCUUCUCUCUCUCACCUGGGACCUGGCCUUCAGCCAGGCACUUUCCUUUCUCUAUCAUCUCUCUGACCUGUGUAGUAUUAAGUUUGGAUCUUUGGAUGGGUACAAGCCUUCUGAGUAGUCCACUGAUCGGAGUUUUGCUGUGGCUCAUUGAUAAUUAAUAAGGCCUGCAUUUCUCAUUCCUGCCACUUCAUAUCUCUAAUUUGGCUCAACCACCCCCCUCGCGGUACCCAGAACCUCUAUCCUUCCUCUAUCUUCCUACCUUAAAGCUUCUCUCACCUCGGGAAGCUUUAGAAAGUUCUAAAGUAACACUGUGGUCACCAGUUUAAAAAAUUAAGUCACAAGUCUGUUAACUGCUCUUAACAAUUUAGUUUGAUAGAGAUAUAGUAAAAGAGAGAAAUGUAAGAAGGAAAUCGAAAGUAUUGCCUAGCUAAGGACCCUAUAAUUUCUGUCCAGCUCACCACCCAGCAAGGGCUCUCAAGUCAUGAUCUCCACAUUGUAUAAAUGGAGAUUUUGAACCCUAGACUUCAUUCCCCAGAAGUCCUUGGUAAUUCCCAGAAUUCCCUAUAAUAUCUCCUGGGGCUCCAAGUUGGCAAGAUCACGUUAUUUGUAUUUAUCUGUCAAUAAUGCUGCCCACGCCAUCUCUCUUCUUUGCAAUGAUGUAGCAACUAUGGUGGUAAGGUGGAGAUGGCUGAAAUGACUAACCAGCUAUGGGCACGUGUUUUUUUUUAAAUUUUGUAUCCUCUUUAUUCCUUGAUUUCUAAUGAUCCUUAAUAAUCUCAUAAAAUAUAUUUUUUUAUUAGAGAUAGAAUUUAAUUUUUACAGUUUUUGGCGACCAGAAGGGAUAAGAAUUACUCUCAAAAAAUUAUUUUUAAGAUAGCCUGGAUAAUUUUUUUUAAUCCAUGUUUAUCCUGCCAAGGCUUUUGGCCAACCCAACCCACCCACCCACCCUCACAAAGCCACUUUUCCUGACUCAGCUCACAUCCACACUAUGACACAGCAUUUAUUGCAAGAAUCUAAAAUCCCCAGAAUUGAUGGAUUCUGGGAGCAGCCUUCCAUCUUGCUCUUCUACCUGUACUAUUCUCCUGGCCAUUCUCAACAUUACUCUCUAAAUUAAUAAACUUCUCUUUUUAUUUUUAA
Molecule: messenger RNA, 6810 nt
Organism: Monodelphis domestica (gray short-tailed opossum)
Lineage: Eukaryota; Metazoa; Chordata; Mammalia; Didelphimorphia; Didelphidae
Biological process (GO): regulation of transcription by RNA polymerase II
Cellular component (GO): nucleus
Molecular function (GO): DNA-binding transcription factor activity, RNA polymerase II-specific; RNA polymerase II transcription regulatory region sequence-specific DNA binding
Source: RefSeq, a predicted model, not a curated record